GCGAGGAGGAGCGGAUGCGGCGCCUCUUCCAGACGUGCGACGGCGACGGCGACGGCUACAUCAGCAGGAAUGACUUGUUGAUGGUCUGUCGCCAACUGAAUAUGGAAGAGUCUGUGGCUGAGAUCAUGAACCAAUUGGGCGCAGAUGAAAAUGGGAAGAUUUCCUUUCAGGAUUUUAUAAGAUGCCGCAUGCAGCUUGUGCGAGAAAUUAGGAAGGAGGAAGUGGGCCUUUCUGAGAAGUCAGACAACUCCUGUAGAAAGAAGAAGCUAAGGGACAGAAUUGCUUCCUGGCCCACGAGCAGUGACAACAGUUUGGGUGCCUUGUCGGCGGCCAGGGAGAGCUGGGAAUACGACUCGGGCGCCAGGGACCUCCAGAGCCCGGAGCUGCAGAGCCAGCCGGCCCUGCAGAGGCUCCUGGAGUGCGGCGGGAGCUCCUCGCAGCAGCAGGCCGCUCUGCACAGGCUGCUGGCGCAGGCCCCGCGGCUCGGCGACUCCGGAGGAGGAAGCUACCUAGAGCUGGCCAACACGCUCCACUUGGCAGCCCUGGCAUCACUAAAGGGAGACAUAGUGGAGCUUAAUAAACGUCUGCAGCAAACAGAGCGGGAACGGGACCUUCUGGAAAAGAAAUUGGCCAAGGCGCAGUGUGAGCAGUCCCACCUCAUGAGGGAGCACGAGGACGUCCAGGAGCGAACGACGCUGCGCUACGAGGAGCGCAUCACGGAGCUCCACAGCGUCAUCGCCGAGCUCAACAAGAAGAUAGACCGCCUGCAGGGCACCGCCAUCAGGGAGGAAGAUGAGUACUCAGAACUGCGAUCGGAACUCAGCCAGAGUCAACAGGAGGUCAACGAGGACUCUCGAAGCAUGGACCAGGACCAGACCUCAGUCUCCAUCCCGGAAAACCAGUCCACCAUGGUCACCGCCGACAUGGACAACUGCAGUGACCUGAACUCGGAGCUGCAGAGGGUGCUGACGGGGCUGGAGAACGUCGUCUGCUGCAGGAAGAAGAGCAGCUGCAGCCUGUCCGUGGCCGAGGUGGACAGGCACAUCGAGCAGCUCACCACGGCCAGCGAGCACUGCGACUUGGCUAUUAAGACAGUCGAGGAGAUUGAAGGGGUACUCGGCCGGGAUCUGUAUCCCAACCUGGCCGAGGAGCGGUCUCGUUGGGAGAAGGAGCUGGCUGGGCUGAGGGAAGAGAAUGAGAGCCUGACGGCCAUGCUGUGCAGCAAAGAGGAGGAGCUGAACAGGACCAAGGCCACCAUGAACGCCAUCCGGGAGGAACGCGACCGGCUCCGGAGGAGGGUGCGAGAGCUUCAGACUCGACUCCAGAGUGUGCAGGCCACAGGGCCCUCCAGCCCCGGCCGCCUCACUUCCACCAACCGCCCAGUUAACCCUAGCACCGGGGAACUGAGCACGAGCAGCAGCAGCAAUGACAUUCCCAUCGCCAAGAUUGCUGAGAGGGUGAAGCUGUCCAAGACCAGGUCUGAAUCUUCAUCGUCUGACCGGCCAGUCCUGGGCUCAGAAAUCAGCAGCAUCGGGGUAUCCAGCAGCGUGGCAGAACACCUGGCCCACUCCCUUCAGGACUGCUCCAACAUCCAAGAGAUCUUCCAAACACUCUACUCACACGGAUCUGCCAUCUCUGAGAGCAAAAUUAGAGAGUUUGAGGUGGAAACGGAACGGUUGAACAGCCGUAUUGAGCACCUCAAAUCCCAGAAUGACCUCCUGACCAUAACCCUGGAAGAAUGCAAAAGCAACGCCGAGAGGAUGAGCAUGCUGGUGGGCAAAUAUGAAUCCAAUGCCACAGCUCUGAGGCUGGCCCUGCAGUACAGCGAGCAGUGCAUCGAAGCCUACGAGCUGCUGCUGGCGCUGGCCGAGAGCGAGCAGAGCCUCAUCCUGGGGCAGUUCCGGGCGGCCGGCGUGGGGUCCUCCCCGGGAGACCAGUCGGGGGAUGAGAGCAUCACGCAGAUGCUCAAGCGCGCUCACGACUGCCGGAAGACGGCGGAGAACGCGGCCAAGGCCCUGCUCAUGAAGCUGGACGGCAGCUGCGGGGGCGCCUUCGCCGUGGCCGGCUGCAGCGUGCAGCCCUGGGAGAGCCUGUCCUCCAACAGCCACACCAGCACGACCAGCUCCACGGCCAGCAGCUGUGACACAGAGUUCACUAAAGAAGAUGAGCAGAGGCUGAAGGACUACAUCCAGCAGCUUAAGAACGACAGGGCCGCGGUGAAGCUGACCAUGCUGGAGCUGGAGAGCAUCCACAUCGACCCGCUGAGCUACGACGUCAAGCCCCGGGGAGACAGCCAGCGGCUGGAUCUCGAAAACGCGGUGCUGAUGCAGGAGCUGAUGGCCAUGAAGGAGGAGAUGGCCGAGCUGAAGGCCCAGCUCUACCUACUGGAGAAAGAGAAAAAGGCCCUGGAGCUGAAGCUGAGCACCCGGGAGGCCCAGGAGCAGGCCUACCUGGUGCACAUCGAGCACCUGAAGUCCGAGGUGGAGGAGCACAAGGAGCAGCGCAUGCGGUCUCUGAGCUCCACCAGCAGUGGCGGCAAAGACAAGUCUGGCAAGGAGUGUGCUGACACUGCCUCCCCGGCUCUGUCACUGGCUGAACUCAGGACCACGUACAGCGACAGCGAGCUGGCUGCAGAGUUCGCCAACGCCAUCCGUCGAGAAAAGAAGUUAAAGGCCAGAGUUCAAGAGCUGGUGAGUGCCUUGGAGAGACUCACCAAGAGCAGUGAAAUCCGGCACCAGCAAUCAGCGGAGUUCGUUAAUGACCUGAAGAGAGCCAACAGCAACCUGGUGGCUGCCUAUGAGAAAGCAAAGAAAAAGCACCAAAACAAACUCAAGAAGCUGGAGUCUCAGAUGAUGGCCAUGGUGGAGAGACACGAGACCCAAGUAAGGAUGCUCAAGCAAAGAAUAGCUCUGCUGGAGGAGGAGAACUCCAGGCCACACACCAAUGAAACUUCACUUUAAUCGGCGCUCGGGCACCAGAGUUCUGCCCACGGAAGCUAAACUACAGCAGGUCACCGGAGAGCGAAGGGCCCGGGGACAGAGUACCUGAUGGGAGAGUUAAGGACAGUUGGCAGGUAGGUCAGCACUUGGACAGUGGAGUGCCACGGACUCGGCCCUGGAGGUGAGCAUCCCCGGUGACACUAGGCUGUAUCCUGCGGAUCCUGCUCUUGCCUUCUAGCCCCACGGAUGGCACGUAGACGCCUGCUGUGUGCCAUGCUCAGCAGGCCUCCUUCCGCCUCCAGCACUGGCUUUGUCACUCUCCCACCUUUUCUGUUCUGGAGGUUGUGCGUCAGUGGUGUCCCAGGCAUUUGUUUUAUAGGAUUUCCCACUCUUUUCUUCUGUUUGGUAGACAGUGACCUUAUCUCUGGCAUCCCCAAUUUCUUCUCUUUCCCUCUCCUUCAGGGGAAAACGGACACACAACAGGGGUGUAUAUGUGUCUUUGUAUCUAGAUUUGCUUACCGCAGGAAGGCUCUGGUUUUCAAGUCCCACAUGUCAACUCAGAUACAGGAGGAUGGUACAUAGGUGUUACAGUCCUAGAGAUGAAGUGCUAGACAGAGCAACCCCAGGGCUGUGCCUGAACAAUUCUGUGUGCCUUCAGCUCUCAUGUGACUUUGCCAUUGCCCGUACCCAGCGGAGCCUUAUCAAUAGCCAAGGCGUAGAGCUGGGAGAAUCCUGUUGAUACAUGUAUUAGAACUAAAAUUUUAUCUGGAAUUUUUUCAAGAGCAAAGGAGCAUUUUUAGUGCUUUCUGCCCACCCCAGGGCACUACAUAAUUGCUGUUUGCAUGAAUCAAAGCUCCUCCAUAGGAGUAUGUAUGUAGCUCUGAACCUGCCUCUCUUUCUCUAAAGGCAAGAGACAGGACACUGAGUAGAUAAUGUUUUGCAGGCUGAUCCCACCUAUUUAAGAGACUGCUACUGAACCACCAAGUUUAAGACUUCGCUCCUGCUGUUAUGAAGGUGUUAUGAAGGGCAGGGGGUGAGGGAAUGGUCCUUGAGGCCUCCUUUUAUCCCCCGAGACUUGGUGAUGGUUAUUAACAGGUUAAAUUUCAAGCAAAAUGCUGACAGGGCUAGGUAGGACCAAAGUACCUGAAUUCUUUCAGGAAGGGCUUCCAUCUUAAAUUCAUUAUUCCUUUUCUACUGUAACCUUCACUGUUUUACCCUUUCAUUUCCUUCUGUAGUUGCCCUACAGAGACAUUUUAAAGGGACACUUGCCAUUUAUUCUGUAGCACCUGAAGAUCCACCCCAGUGCCACAGUUCACAAAGUUUUGCUUAUGACCAGGUUAUUGCAUUAGCGUCCCCGUGGCCACAAGCUAAAUGUGUUUUCAGAGAGCAUGAAUCAAGGUCCUCAGCCUUCUGCACAAUGGGGAAGGACACUCUAGCCACCAGCUUGGAGGGCAGAGUUUAUCCCAAAAGUGACCAACUUUCUCAGGUAAGCAGUGAGGCUGCCCAAUCUUCAAAAGGUCAACGGUCUGGAAGAACCAGCUUUUGGAUGCUUAGAUCACUGAGAAGUGCCUCCUGGUUCCUGUAAGUGAUUUUUAAAAUCAAUUUGUACUCUUUAGGUAAAAUUUCAUGUUGUCACAAGUAAAAUGUUUUGGCUGAAAAGUAUGUCCAAAGAUGGUUUAAUAGACAAAACUUGCAGUUUUCCCCAUUUUUCCAGCUUCCCUAGAGAAAUGUCCUCCUCUAAGCAAACUGGGAGCAUGUGCAAGGUGAGCGUGCACUCAUGGCUUCCUGACAGGAGUCAAGUCCAAGUUAAAACAGACAACCCAUCCUUUUAGGGUCAUGUGACCCUUCCAGACCGGAAAGUCUCGGCUAUUCCAUUAAGAGCCCCAUAUUACUGAAACUAUCUGGCCUCAUUUUGAGUUUAUACUUCAACAUAAUACUUUUCAAAUAUGUGGUGAUUGGGUGGAAACUAUGUCCCCAGUAAAACUGUUACUUUUAUAAAUGUGUAGAAUAAAUAUAUAUAUCAUUAAAUAGUU
Miniopterus natalensis is the source of this 4972-nucleotide messenger RNA. The record is from RefSeq and is a predicted model, not a curated record. NCBI's taxonomy places the organism in Eukaryota, Metazoa, Chordata, Mammalia, Chiroptera, Miniopteridae.